Messenger RNA from Geodia barretti, 1218 nucleotides. Lineage: Eukaryota; Metazoa; Porifera; Demospongiae; Tetractinellida; Geodiidae. The record is from the annotation of a GenBank genome assembly.
AUGCCUCCACGACGAGACACUGCGAAAACUCCGACCGGCGGUCGGAUAACAGGGUUUCGGCAGGAGGAGGAAGGGACCGCGCCGUUCGCGGAGCAGGUCAGGACCCGCUACCUCUCGAUGCCCGUCGCGGAUCUCGAAACCGGCGAAAUCAUCCUGGACAGGAACGCCCCCAUAGACGACGACGUAAUCAGAAGGCUCGAGGAAUCUAGCGUCGAGGCCGUGUUCAUACGCUCGCCGAUGACCUGCGAGGCUCCGCGCGGCAUCUGCCAGAGGUGCUACGGCAUGUCCCUGGCUACAAUGAGACCUUCCAUGAUAGGCGAGGCCGUCGGAAUCAUCGCGGCCCAGAGCAUCGGUGAACCGGGUACCCAGCUGACGAUGCGCACCUUCCACACCGGCGGUGUCGCAGGACAGGACAUCACCAGCGGUCUUCCCAGGGUCGAAGAAUUAUUCGAAGCGCGCACUCCGAAAGGCCAGGCAGUGCUGUCCGAGAUCGACGGCGUCGUCGAAGUGUCCGAACUCACCGAAGGGCGCAGUAUCCGCGUGACCAGCUCUGAAGAGUAUGCUGACGAGUACAUUCUGCCCGAGGGCUUCACGGCUGUCGUUGAGAAUGGCUCCAUUGUAGGACUCGGAGAGGUGCUCGCCGAGCCGGACGGGACCACAGAGAUGGAAACCGAUGAGAUCGCCCUGAUGUCCAGCGACGUCAUGGCCCGCGUGUCUGGCAUUGUGUCCGUCGAGGACAACGUCCUGACCAACGCCUGGACAGACGAGGAUCAGAGGGAGUACGUCAUACCCGCUGCGUCACGCAUUGCAGUCAAGUCGGGCGAUAGUGUGACAGCAGGACAGGCGCUUACCUUCGGUCCCAAGAACCCACAGCAGAUACUACUGAUACAGGGCAGGGACGCCGUCCAGCGCUACCUCAUUGACGAGGUGCAGAAAGUCUAUCGCUCCCAGGGCGUGCCGAUUCACAACAAACACGUCGAGCUGAUUAUCUCCCAGAUGCUGCGUAAGGUGCAGAUCGACGACCCUGGCGACACCGACCUCCUUCCAGGCGAGUACGUGGACAGGCAGAAGUACGAAGAGGUGAACGCGGAGGUCCUCGCCGAGGGCGGAGAGCCCGCGACCGCCACGCCUGUUCUGCUCGGCAUCACCAGGGCAUCGCUCAACAUGGACAGCUUCCUCGCAUCGGCCUCCUUCCAGGAGACACGGGGUGUCUGCCGA